Salvelinus sp. IW2-2015 is the source of this 5848-nucleotide messenger RNA. NCBI's taxonomy places the organism in Eukaryota, Metazoa, Chordata, Actinopteri, Salmoniformes, Salmonidae. The record is from RefSeq and is a predicted model, not a curated record.
GAGCUAUAUACAGGGAGUACCAGUAUCAGAUCAAUGUGGAGCUAUAUACAGGGUGUACCAAUACCAGRUCAAUGUGCAGAGGUAYGAGGUAUUUGAGCUAKAUAUGUACAUGAAGGCAGRGUAAAGUGACUAGGCAUCGGUAUAGAUAAUAAUGAGAGUAAAAUAAAGAAACCACAUGGACAGACAGCUAUUAAUCAAUUAUCUCCGAUUAAUCAGAGAUAAUGUAGUGGUGCGCACAGACACCAUGUCAGCAUUGUGUCAUGCGGUGUCUAUCAUCAAGUUAAAUUAUUAUAUUAAACCCUUGUCCAUUUUGGUGAUUACUGUCACUGGUCGAGAGUCUCAACGAUCCACAGACAGAGUUAUUUUUAGAUUCAGAUAAACCUAUUGCUGGAUAAGUAGGUUAAUCUAUUCUUUAUGCAGCAUUGGGCUGUCUACUAGAUCAUCCUCUGAUACCAAGACAGUCAGUCAGGUCAAAUAUUUAGAACUAGGCUAUUGGGGAAAGGACAACGCCUCUAGAUCUGUUUAGCAAACGGUCACUCGUUUGGCUUUGAAUCGUUUUCCGGGAUUUAACCAGACCGCAGCUGUCUGUCACAACAAAGAUGGAGGAGAAAGCUAGCUAGCUAGCACUGUACAUCACCGAGGACCUUAAGCUAAAAACAAAAUUGACCAGUUUCUCUACUGAUUGUAUUUUUGAUAUCGUGAUUUUCAAGAUGGAUCCUGCCGUAUUUCCUGAGGAUGUCGUUGUAAAAAAGGUUUCCAUCGUUGGAUCGGAGCUCGUGGAGAAUUACACUGUGUACGUCAUCGAGGUGACAGUCAGGGAUCACAGAUGGACCAUCAAGCAUCGCUACAGUGAUUUCMAUGAUUUGCAUGAGAAACUGACAGCUGAGAAGAAGAUAGAGAAACAUUUACUGCCGCCUAAGAAGAUGAUCGGUAAAAACUCCAAAAGCCUGGUAGAGAAACGUCAGAAGGAGCUGGAAGUCUACCUACAAACACUGCUUGUCAGAUUCCCUACAGCUGCCCCUAAAGUCCUCUCCUACUUUCUGCACUUCCACCAAUAUGAAAUGAAUGGAAUCACAGCCGCUCUGGCAGAGGAGCUGUUCCAUAAGGGAGAGCAGUUGCUGGUGGCUGGUGAGGUGUUCACAUUGUGUCCCCUCCAACUGUAUGCCAUCACUCAGCAGCUGAAGCUGGCCAAACCUACCUGCUCUAAUGGUGACGCCAAGGCAGACCUGGGACACAUUCUGGACUUCACCUGCAGACUCAAAUACCUCAAGAUCACAGGCACCAGAGGAGAGGUGGGGACCAGUAACAUCCAGGAAGACAGCCUCACGUUUGACCUUUCAGUCUUUAAAGCUCUCCUACAGAUUGAGAUAAGUGAGUGUAACUCGGCCCAGAUCAUGGGACUGCCUUCUCUGAAACCCUGUCUGGUCACGCUGAGCGUCCACCACACUGCAGCAUCCAUGAUGGAUGUGCUGGUUCCGGAGGCAUGUGAGUCCCCUCAGUGGGUAGCAGAGGGAGCGCUUUCAGACUGUCCCGUCACCACCAUCAUCCCUACCUGGAAGACUCUCACCACUCUGGACAUGAGCCACAACCACAUAGGCUGCAUAGACAACUCAGUGAAAUUGAUACCAAAAGUAGAAUUCUUAGAUUUUAGUUCCAAUGAGCUCUCUACGGUGGAAAACCUUCAGCACCUGUACAACCUGAUCCACCUGGACCUUUCUUACAACAUUCUGACAGUGUUAGAGGGGGCCCACACCAAACUGGGUAACAUCAAGACCCUCAACCUGGCAGGCAACCAACUAGACAGCCUCGCAGGCCUCACUAAACUAUACUCUCUGGUCAACCUGGACCUCAGCUCCAACAAGCUAGGACAGCUUGAGGAGAUCAGGUACAUAGGAACGCUGCCCUGCCUGGAGAAGCUGAUGCUGUCUAACAACCCCAUGUGUAUCAUCCCUGACUACAGAACCAAGGUGCUGGCUCAGUUCUGGGACCGCGCCUCAGAGGUAUGCUUGGACAGCACUGAACGCCGACAGAGAAAGAGCUGCGACACUGAAUCUAAAGACCGAGAAUUGGCCAACACCAACGAAAAGAAGAUCAGUGAGGACUCCAGGCUGUCUGGUGGUGGAUCUUCCAUCUCCUCCUCUGUCGCUGCCGCCUCYUCCUCCUCUUCCUCUCUCCUCUCCUCAGCCUUAGCCCCAGCCUGCUCCAGCCAAGAAGUGAUAUGUAAAGAAGAAGCCUUUGUUACCCCUACAAUAUUGACUCCUGUGGAUUUUAUUGCACUUGAUACCCAGCGAUGCUAUGAUGAUGUAAACACUCUGCCUUGUGAGGAACAACUACAGGUUACCAGCCACCAGCCUGAUGAUGAUUCUAGUUCUUUUGAACGCUCCAGUACCCAACAGAACCAGAUCCAUGGGAACAGUAGCUGCUGCUGCUGCUGCGUGGAGGACAGAGAGGAGAGAUACACGUGGAGCAGCACUAACCUGAGGACUCCUGUGCUCCCCCUCCACCUCCCCUCCUCCACCUCCUCCUGUCCGUCCUUCACCUCCCUGCUGUCUGCCCGCAUCACCAGAGCCCUGGCAGAGGAGGACAGGAGGCCCAGCAGACUCCGAGAUCUUCCCAGCCAGGAAGAGACUGAUCUGGGCAGCCCCAGCCCCAGUCCCAGCCCUUCCUCUGGAGAUGGAUACUUUGAGAUGGGUCUGGGGGAGGGAAAGGAGAGGGAGGGAGAGGAGGGGUCCCUGACUGACCAGGUAGAGGGAGAGAACCAGGCCCCAGAGACAGAGGUGUUACGUGUGAUUAAAGUCAUGUGGUGCCACUGCAUCAGGGUUGAUGAUGUGGUGGAGCAGAGGUCGGUGUGCGUGGUGCUAACAAACAGUCUACUGGGGCUGUUCCACUGUCCUAGUCCCCCCUCCACAGCCCCAGCCCAUCAACCCCAGAGCCAACCUCACGACCUUGGCUCAGUCACAGUGCAGACCCAGUGCCUAACCUUACAGACCCUAGUAGAUAACCUGGAGCCAGACUUUGUCCUUCCCUACGACCAGCUAGACUCUCUCCUCUUCUACAUCCCAGACACUUGCCUUUCCCUGAGGGUGAGGUCCUCUGACGUCCGCUGGUACCUCUUCUCAGACCCCCGGGGUUUAAAGGAGACCCACUCCCUGCUCUGCUCCCUGGCCCAGCUCCCCUCCUCCCUGUCAGGAGGACCCUCCACCCCGCAGCAGCUCCUCCACCUGCUCUUCACCUCCUGGGAGUUUGAAGAGAACCAGGGCUGUGUGAAAGGAGGUUAUGCAGCACAUCUAGUGGAGACYGCCAUGUUGGCGUCCCAGACCAGCCAGCAGACAACCACCUCAACAAACCCAACUCUCACUCCUAUGAAGACCUCUACUARCCCCAACACCUUCAACCUCCAAACUCUAACCAAUCCCCUUCUCUCUGACAUCCUAUCCCACGUAGUUCCAGGAGGGGACAGAGACUCCUCCUGCUGUGUCCCCUGUGUCCUGUUCUUGACCCAGCGGCAUCUCUGUGUGCUGAAGGUGGACUUCAAAGCUCUGGCCCGGGGAACCACCAGAGAUGAACAACCGUCAGACAACCACAACCAGAGGCUCCGCUCCUGCUCCAGGCUCACCCGCAUCCCCCUGGCCUCCGUGCUGCGCCACCCCAGGCCGAGUGCCCUGUAUGGUGCUGGGUCUAGGUCGGGGUCUAUCCCUGCCUACUCUCCCAGCUGCCCCCUGCCCUGGCACCAUCGCUCCCCUAGAGACAGUCGCGUCAUGGAGCUCUUAGUGGGACAGGAGAGGGUCACGGCGGUGUUCCCCUUGCCUCACGACAGGCUCCGCUUCCAGAGACAGUUCACCCUGCUGCGCUCCAGCCUCAGGGACAUCAAGACUGUGGCUUUCCUGCAGGGUGGGAACGAACAUAGCCACAGUGACGGGGACAGUUCCAGGACGAUAAACAUAUACACGUCCACUCCCAAUGAGACCAAGAGCACAGACAGGCUGCAGGUUAACAGCCCUCGAGGUGCUCAGCGUCCUCGGCCAUCCCUGUCCCUGUCCUACCCAACAGACAUCCUGGUGGAGAAGCUGACCGGAGACAACCAGGUCCCAUCCCACCUGUCCCUGUCCCCAGCCCUGUCCCUCGUCUCUGGGCUUCGGGGACACCAGCUGCUGGGGUUCUUCCACACAAACAUUGCAGAGGAAGAGAAGGAGGAGCUGCAUCACAUCCUGUGGUCAUCGGUGGUUUUUUAUAAGUCACCUGACGUCGAGGCCACUUCCUGUAUCAUGCUCUCUACUAAAGCCCUCUACUUCCUGCUGGAUGACUCCGCCUCCACGCUCAACGACCAAUCACUACUGUGGGACAAGGAAAGCGACUGUGAGCCAUCAGGAACCCAGAAACCUGUGUUGUGUGUUAUGUCUCCAGGGCCGUCAGCGAACCACAUCAUCUGUUGUCUGACGAGGGACAGUUACGGGACACACCGCUUCCUGCAGCAGCUGAUGACAGUCCUCUCUCUACAGGACAAACUACCCUCUCCUGAACCCUCCGAACAAGACUUCUACUCGCAGUUUGGAAAUAAAUCCACAGGUAAGAUGGAGAACUAUGAACUGGUCCACUCGAGCAGGGUAAAGUUCAUCUACCCCAGUGAAGAAGAGAUUGGAGACCUGACCUUUAUCGUAGCCGAGAGGAAAGGUCCUUCUGGGGCGUCCUCCUGCAAUAUCCUGCUCUACGUACUGGUCUUCCAGGUGCAGACCCAGGGGCUAGGUUUCUCACAGGGCCUCAAUGUGCUCCCACAGACCCAGGCCCCAGCUGCAGACAGACAGACUUCCACUGGGGGUCUGCAGGGGGAUAGAAAGUCUCACCUCCACCCUCAGAGCCCGGUCUCUGCUAGCCAGCCCCGUCUUCACCCCUACCCUCAGGCUCCAGGCCCAGCGCCCUCCAUCAGGCCCCAUAUCCCCCAACAGAGCCUGCCUCCCCAGGCUCCCUCCACCCCCAGGCCUGUCCUCCAUCCUAAGACUCUGAUCCUGACCAGUACAGACGUUUUCCUGCUGGAUGAGGAUUAUAUCAGCUACCCGCUGCCGGACUUUGCCAAGGAGCCCCCUCCCCGAGAUAAGUACCAACUGACYGACGCUCGGCGAAUAAGAGACCUGGAUAGAGUCCUCAUGGGUUACCAGACGUACCCGCAGGCCCUGACGUUAGUCUUCGACGAUGUCCCUGGGCCAGACCUCCUCUGUCAGCUUACCAUGGACCACUUUGGAGAAGAGGAGAGGGGAGGAGGAGGAGGAGGRGGGGRGRAGRRGRGGAGGAGGAGGAGAUGUGGGGGAACAGAGAAUGAGGUACUGUGGUGUAUCUACGUCCCCGGAGCAGACAGCAGGGAGAGGCUGAUAUGUCUGUUAGCGAGACAGUGGGAAGUGCUGUGUAGUAGGGAGCUGCCUGUAGAACUCACUGGCUGACUGGUUCUUCUGCCUGUAGAACUCACUGGCUGACUGGUUCUUCUGCCUGUAGAACUCACUGGCUGACUGACUGGUUCUUCUGCCUGUAGAACUAUCUGGCUGACUGGUUUAGUUCUGCCUGUAGAACUAACUGGGCUGACUGGUUGUUCUGCCUGUAGAACUCCCUGGCCUGGCUGACUGGUUCUUCUGCCGGUAGAACUCCCUGAGCUGACUGACUGGUUCUUCUGCCGGUAGAACUCCCUGGCUGGUGACUGGUUCUUCUGCCGGUAGAACUCCUGACUGACUGACUGUUCUUCUGUCUGUAGAACUCGCUGGCUGACUGGUUCUUCUGUCUGUAGAACUCCCUGGCUGGCUGACUGGUUCUUCUGCUGGUAGAUACUCCUGGCUGGCUGACUGGUUCUUCUGUCUGUAGAACU